Molecule: messenger RNA, 3255 nt
Organism: Thamnophis sirtalis
Lineage: Eukaryota; Metazoa; Chordata; Lepidosauria; Squamata; Natricidae
Gene: POFUT4
Product: protein O-fucosyltransferase 4
Cellular component (GO): Golgi membrane
Molecular function (GO): alpha-(1->3)-fucosyltransferase activity
Source: RefSeq, a predicted model, not a curated record
GUCUCCAGUCCCCUAAUCAUCUUUGUUGCUUUUCUCUGCACUCUUUCUAGAGUCUACAUAAAUAACUACCUAUUCAUGACAACACACAUUCAGAUCAGUCACAAAAUAGGCUCACCCAUACUGCCAGUGCUCCCAGUUAGAUGGCAAAGCCAGGUUUCCAAAAAGCCAAUAGGAUUGGGGCAAACCUAAUAUCAGGAAAAAGGCUCUUCCUAGGUGCUUCCAUGGAAUUUUCUAGUAGAUGGGAUCUGGAACAUGCCUCUCCCAUCAGAUCAAACAGAACAUUACUUCACGACUGAUACAUGUAGAGAUUUUCCUGUGUUAAUAUGUAUGUUAAGCAGACUGAUAAAUAAUUAAAGAUAUUCUGGGAAAAACAAUCCUGGAGAUUUUAUUUAAACAAUGAUUUAUUGUCAUUUAUUCUAAAUUGGUCUACAUAAUUUAAUCAAAUAGAUAAAAAUAAAAAGCCGUUAUAAACAAUUAGAAAUUACAAUUCUUUUUAAUAUCAUGGCAGAAGCAUGGCUCUUUCUUUUAGUCAAAACUCAGCUGUGGUUACACAAUUAUGAUUGCAAGGUAUAGCUGGCAAACUCUAGAACAAAACUUUCAUUUUGAUAAACUUACAUUUUGGGAUAAUACCAUCUAGAAACUUUUGUUUUUUCUAUUUAAUUUCUGCCUGGCACAAUUGCAAGACUUCUUGAGAAUUACAGUAACAAAGACAAAAAAACCAGUAUAAUUAAAAACAUCCUAAAAUCAUAUUUCUGAUCAUGACCUAGGCAUUACUGACCACACUGUAAAUCUUUUUAAAGUUCAUGGACUAAGACAGAUAUUGCAUUUUGGAUCAGUUUACUCCCAAUCAAGUUUUGUGGUCCCAUUAAAAUACCUUUUGACAUCAUUUGGAUGCUUUGGCGUGUGUUGAAGGAUUCCAAAUUGCAGUAUUUUUCUACAGAGUGGAUAUCGUUUGAGUAGAGUUGUAAUACCCCAUAGAACAAAACAAUGGUUUUGUUGUUCUUAAAUCUUUAAUAUUUCUUAAUUCUUAAAUCUUCUCAUGUCUUAAUAGCAAAUAACCUUUUUCUGAAAAGGUGCUUUUUUUUUCAAGAGGCAACUGGACUUUCUGGUUUUUCUUUGAAGACGUUUUGCUUCUCAUCCACACACACACACACACCCCAAAAAAACCGAGCGAUUUUCUGUCUCUCUCGGAAUGGUCUUGCCUUCUCCCUUAAUAUUUGGGCCGGCCGGGCCAAGGCGACCCAGGGCAGCGGGACAAUGGGGUUCCUGGUAUCCUUCUUGGGCCCGGCCCAGAGCCGCUGGCUCCCUUGGCCGUAUUUGAGGGGAGAACAUCAGACGGAGGAGCCUCCUCAGCGCCAAGAAAGAAGUGGGCGCGGAAGCCCCCAGCCCCCUUCUCUCCACGCUGGGGCGGAGCGGGGAAAUGUCCCCCCGCCAGCGACCCGCCCCGGAGACGACGGCCGCCCCGGGGCGCGCUGAGGCGAAGCGGCCAUGGCUUUCCUCCGGCUGGCCCAGCUCGCCGCUUGGUGCUGCUGCUUGGCCCCGCCGCACGCGAGAAGCGGCGCCACGGGAGUCCCCCCGGGGCCCGGGGAGGCCUCGGAGGAGUUGGGAGACGCCGCUAACGCGGCCCGUUUCUUUCAGCCGGCGCAGCUGCAUGCCGGACUGAGGGUGGCUGCCGCGCCGUCCUUCCGCGGGCCCGGGAACGGCGAUCGGCGCGCCAACCGGGAGCUGCCCAUCCUGUUAUGGUGGAGCGGCGGCCUCUUCCCGCACUUCCCUGGCGAGACGGCGCGCAUCGACUGCCCGCGUGGCUCCUGCCUGGCCACCAAGCAGCGCCGCGUGCGAGCCCACCGGCGGACGCGGUCGCUGCUCUUCUAUGGCACGGAUUUCCGGGCCUACGAGGCCCCACUACCGCGGCUGCCGCAUCAGACCUGGGCCCUUUUCCACGAGGAGUCGCCCAUGAACAACUACUUGCUCUCGCACGGCGCCGGCAUCCGCCUCUUCAACCACACCGCCACCUUCCGCCGCCAAUCCGACUUCCCGCUCAGCCUCCAGUGGCUGCCCGACCUGACUUACCUGCGCCACCCGCCGCUGCGCGGCCUGCCGGAGAAAGACCGCCUGCGCAGGGACGGGCUGGCCCCGCUGCUCUACCUGCAAUCUCACUGCGACGUCCCCGCCGACCGCGACCGGUACGUGCGGGAGCUCAUGAAGUACAUCCAGGUAGACUCUUAUGGUAGAUGCCUGAACAACCAAAAACUUCCCAAUAUGAGAUUGAUGGACACUUCUACAGCCACUACAGAGGACUCUGAAUUCAUGAAUUUUAUUUCUAAAUACAAAUUUCACCUGGCUAUGGAGAAUGCCAUAUGUCCUGAUUAUAUGACAGAGAAACUUUGGAGGCCAAUGCAUGUAGGGGCUAUCCCUGUAUAUCGAGGUUCACCAUCUGUACGAGACUGGAUGCCUGCUGAUCAUUCCAUUAUUCUUAUUGAUGACUUUGGAAGCCCUAAAGAACUUGCAGAAUAUAUUGAUUAUUUGGACAGGAACUCAGAUGAAUAUUUGAAAUAUCUGAAGUACAAGAGUCCACAUGGUAUUACAAACCAGUUCUUGCUUGAGAACAUGAGGAAGCGUGAAUGGGGGGUAAAUGACAUGUCCCUACCUAAUUAUCUAAAUGGAUUUGAGUGCUUCGUCUGUGACCGAGAAAAUGCAAGACUUAAUGCAGAGAGAGAACACAAAAAAACUCAUGGGAAAUCACUAGCUCCAGAAGUUCAUAUCGCACAGAACACACACAUGGGAUGUCCUUCACCAGCACCUGGUUAUGGCAAUAUUGAAGACAUUCCUGAUGGAGACAGCUGGAAAGAAAUGUGGCUUCAAGAUUACUGGCAGAGUCUUGAUCAAGGGGAAGCUCUCACAGCUAUGAUUCAUCAGAAUGAAACUCAUCAAGGGAAGUUUUGGGAUUAUAUGCAUAAAAUCUUCUUGAAAAGAACUCAGCAUAACUAACCAAUUAGGAUUCUUUCAUGUUAUAUGAACAAUGGGCAGAAUAUGUACUCUUACCAACUUGCCUUACAUGACAACUGAAUGUGUUAAUCAGGCAGAUACCAGAUAUACCAUCCAGGAAUAAGACAAUAACAUUUCUGCUGAUUUUAAUUAGAAUUAAAUCAAAUCAAUUGUUUUUAUAAAAUAUUUUUAUUACUUGAUACUACUGCAAUUCAUUAAAUAUACUUUUUAAUUAUGUAAAUAAAAGUCCUUUGUAUAUACUGAGAAUUG